This is a messenger RNA of Ambispora leptoticha, 702 nucleotides long. The record is from the annotation of a GenBank genome assembly. Lineage: Eukaryota; Fungi; Glomeromycota; Glomeromycetes; Archaeosporales; Ambisporaceae.
AUGGUUCAACUCACGAAAACAAAAGAGGUUCCUGAGAAGCUUAAAGUCGGAGUAUUAGCACUUCAAGGUGCAUUCAUCGAACAUAUACACAUUCUUCAGCGACUCCCACAAGUUUCUCUAGCAAUUCCGGUACGAAAUACUGAUCAACUCUCGUUAGUUGACGCGUUGAUAAUACCUGGAGGCGAGUCUACAACAAUUGCGCUCGUGGCUGAACGAUCAGGUUUAUUAGAACCGUUACGGGAAUUCGUUAGAAGUAAACCUACAUGGGGCACAUGUGCUGGAAUGAUUCUGUUGGCGAAUGAAGUUACGCAGGUCAAAGAGGGAGGACAAAAGUUGCUUGGUGGGCUGGAUAUUACAGUUACUAGAAAUAAGUUCGGGAGCCAGAUUGAUUCAUUUGAGGCUCCUCUUCACAUACAACACGUAACAACAAAAGCCGAAAAUGACGACGAUAUUUACAGUCUUUUUCCGGCAGUUUUUAUUCGUGCGCCAGUCAUAAGUCAAAUUAAUUCACCAGACGUGAAAGUGAUUGCUCGACUUGAACAUUCAAUUGGCGACACUGACGCUUCGACUAUAGUUGCUGUACGUCAAGACCACUUACUUGCCACCGCUUUUCACCCCGAAUUGACUAAAGACGAUCGAAUGCAUCAGUAUUUUGUUAAUUUGGCUCUGGAAUCACUUGGAAAACGGCGAAAAGUGGCGUAG